AUGACUUUUGGAGGCUCGGAAGAUGUUAUUCGUAAUCAGCUCGUUGAACUGAAUCUGAAUAUGUAUAAUAAAGUCAAAAAUAAAUUCUACUUUCAAGCAUCGUCUAGUAAUCCAUCCGUUGAACAACGAGUCGAAAACCCAUCUUCUUUAAUGGAUUCAUCGACAAUUAUAUUAAACCAGACACUAUCAGCACCUCCGCAAGAAAAUGCAAAUACAGUAUUGUCAUACAGUAUUGUUGAUUCAGUGAGAAUCUUGAUCUGGUAAUUUUCUUGCAAAGACCGUUGUCUGAUGUGGCUAUCACUCCUAACAAGAUCCCGAUACGAAGAUUUAGCACAGAUCGGGACGGAAACCUGAUAAAAUCUUGGCGGAAUCCUGUCUUAUAAUCGUGUGAUCCUUGACAUGAUCUAGAGCGCUACAGAUCCGUUACACUCCUGCUAUAAGCCAUGUCGUGGACGUCCUCUUAACUGCAACUAUCAGAAUGUCAGAAAGUGCAC
Messenger RNA from Didymodactylos carnosus, 494 nucleotides. Lineage: Eukaryota; Metazoa; Rotifera; Eurotatoria; Philodinida; Philodinidae. The record is from the annotation of a GenBank genome assembly.